AUGUUUUGGGCGGUGCAUGUAGCGCUCUUCCUCACAGCUUUCAUCCUCAAGCAAUGGCUCUCCAGCAUAUUUCUCAAUCUUCCGCCAGGCCCCGGAGGAUUACCACUCAUCGGCCACUUCCAUCUCCUGGCCAUGGGCAAGCUCCCACACAUCGCACUCCAGCAGCUCUCCAAGAGAUUUGGACCCCUCUUUCACUUGCACCUGGGAUCUGUCCCUGUGUUCGUGGUCUCCAGUCCAGGGAUGGCCAAGGAGUUUCUCAAGACCCACGGCCUCAUCAUCCGGGACGAGCUGUGGGAUUUCAGUCGCGAGCUCUCGAGGGCUUCCAAGGCUGGCCAAGUUGUGUUCAAUGUCAUGACUCGUAUCCUUAUGAAGAAGACUUACUUUGGAUCCAAGGCCUCUGGUGAUCCCGCAAUUGCGGAGGACGCCUCGAAUUUCAUUGGGAUGAUUGAUGAAUUUCUUGAGGUGGGAGCUGACACUGACUAUUUCCCUUACUUAAGCUCGCUCGACUGGGUUGCCCGCGGGGCACAGGUGGCUGGGGACAAGAUGAAUGGCUUCUUGCAAAAGGUUUUGAACGAGCAGCGUCUAGUUAAACGGCAUACUUUGUUUCCCCUAACUCACUUUGUCAUUUUCUCCAUGUAA
This is a messenger RNA of Selaginella moellendorffii, 639 nucleotides long. Its product is annotated as psoralen synthase-like. The record is from RefSeq and is a predicted model, not a curated record. The coding region runs from base 1 to 639 and encodes 212 amino acids. The transcript is spliced from 2 exons. Gene Ontology annotation, molecular function: oxidoreductase activity, acting on paired donors, with incorporation or reduction of molecular oxygen; monooxygenase activity; heme binding. Lineage: Eukaryota; Viridiplantae; Streptophyta; Lycopodiopsida; Selaginellales; Selaginellaceae.